AUGCACUUCAUCAACAUCGCUAGCAUGGCCCUCGCCCUCGCUGGCUCCACCUACGGUGCUGCCAUGUCCCAAGACCACGUAAUCUUCGUCCUGCCCGGCGGUGAAUUCCCAACUAGAGCCGGGAUCCAUCCACCUACUUCAGUCGCCGUCACCACCGAGAGCCCCCUCGCGAUGUCUCUCAAGGCGUCGUUCUUUCCACCUCCAGCUUCGGUCAUUGACUUUGAAAAAGUCGCCACAUCAUCCACUCCAACGACCUUCGAUACUGUCGUCGUCACUACUACGACUGUGGCUGCUUCUACCAUCACGGGGGAUGCCAUGGGCUCCACUACUACGACUUCGCCUCCUAUCACCAACAGGGCCGUUGGGGUCUACUCGACUGUCGUGGUCACCGAGGUUAUCCACAACACUAUCAUGCACACCGUCACCGCUUCCACUUUUGAGGAUGCACUUGUCGCUCGACAGGUGGGCGUAAAGACUGCCUUCGCAACCGUAACCGCCACCGCUCCGGCUCUUUCAACUUUGACCCCAUUCACGACUCUCUCUGUUACCGCCACCGCUACUGCUACCCCCGAGCAAUCCGAUGCUGGUGUGCUUACUGUCCUCACAACCGUCACCGCCACCGCCCCGGCUCUUCAUACUAUCACUCCCGCCGCUUCUAUCAAGCGGGAGGAAUCUAGCAUGUUUACCAUCACUGAGACUGUCGAUGCUCCUAAGGAAUCUAGCAUGUUUACCAUCACUGAGACUGUCGAUGCUCCUCCCGCAAUGACUGCGCGGCAGUGA
Molecule: messenger RNA, 780 nt
Organism: Ramularia collo-cygni
Lineage: Eukaryota; Fungi; Ascomycota; Dothideomycetes; Mycosphaerellales; Mycosphaerellaceae
Exons: 2
Coding region: 1-780 (259 amino acids)
Source: RefSeq, a predicted model, not a curated record